AAUAUAAUAGACUUUAUUAUAAAUAAAAAAGAGAUGAUACGAGUCCAUUGAAAUCACAUCUCUUGCACGCUAACAUUUCUUCGUAGUUUCCUUAUUCCUUUCUUAAAUCUGGCAUAUUUGACCGCCCAAUUUGAUCAUCGCCGACAACAAUAGAAGUAGAAGAAAUUCGUGGAAUUGAGAUAAGCAGUGAAGAAAUCGUAUGAAACUUGGGCCAAGGCUAAUUAGGAACAAACCUGGUGCUCAAUUGAAAUCAUCCAACUCAAUUUUAUCAUCGGCUGCGGCUAUGGCCGAAGAAAUUAGCUCCUCCUCAACAACAGCAGCAACAAGGACCAAGAAAUCGUCUAGGUGGCCGUCACUUCUCCGCUGGAUCCCUACCUCCACCGACCACAUCAUCGCCGCCGAGAAACGUCUUCUCUCGCUUAUUAAGACACCCUACACCCAGGAAAAUGUUAAUAUAGGAUCCGGACCCCCUGGAUCUAAAGUCAGAUGGUUUCGCUCAACAAGCAAUGAACCUAGAUUCAUCAAUACAGUAACCUUUGAUAGCAAAGAGGAUUCUCCCACACUUGUGAUGGUGCAUGGAUAUGGUGCUUCUCAGGGUUUUUUCUUCCGGAACUUUGAUUUUCUUGCCAAGCAUUUCAAAGUGAUUGCUAUUGAUCAGCUCGGUUGGGGCGGAUCAAGCAGGCCUGACUUUACAUGCAAAAGCACUGAAGAAACUGAGGCAUGGUUCAUUGAUUCUCUAGAGGAAUGGCGCAAAUCCAAGAAUCUUAGCAACUUCAUAUUACUAGGACAUUCCUUUGGAGGGUAUGUUGCUGCUAAAUAUGCUCUGAAGCAUCCUGAGCACAUAAAACAUUUGGUUUUGGUGGGAUCUGCGGGGUUUUCACAAGAGUCAGAACAGUCUGAGCGGCUUACCCGCUUCAGGGCAACUUGGAAAGGAGCAAUUAUAAAUCAUUUAUGGGAGUCUAACUUUACUCCCCAGAAAAUAAUCAGAGGCUUAGGUCCCUGGGGUCCUGAUUUGGUUCGCAAGUACACAACAGCUAGAUUUGGUUCAUAUUCAACUGGAGAUGUUUUGACUGAAGACGAGUCCAAAUUGUUAACAGAUUACGUGUACCAUACUCUUGCGGCCAAAGCUAGUGGAGAACUGUGCUUGAAGUAUAUAUUCUCAUUUGGAGCAUUCGCCAGGAGUCCUCUCGUACAGAGUGCUGCGGACUGGAAGGUACCAACCAGCUUUAUAUAUGGUUUUGACGAUUGGAUGAGUUACCAAGGGGCACAAGAAGCUCGCAAGAAUAUGAAUGUCCCGUGUGAUAUUAUUAGAGUCCCUCAGGGUGGCCACUUUGUGUUUAUAGACAAUCCAAGUGGUUUCCAUUCGGCUGUCUUAUAUGCUUGUCGCAGGUUCAUCUCUUGUGAUCCAGAUAAUUAUCCAUUCCCUGAUGGUUUGACAUCAGCAUAAAGGAAAUGAGAAUCUGUUGUAUUGUUAGAGCUCUGGUAAUGGGCAUUAAUUUUAGUAUAUUCUUAGAAAUAGUACAAUUCAAAUUAUCUAAGAAUGUGUUUUUUCUGAAUGAGAUUGCAAGGGUUUGUACUGUGGUUUUCCUUCUACUACUAUGAACAGUUGUACAUAAACCAAAUAAAUAUUCGAUUUGACAAUAAAUUAUAAAAUGCAUCUUGCUUGAAA
Messenger RNA from Daucus carota subsp. sativus, 1669 nucleotides. Its product is annotated as probable 1-acylglycerol-3-phosphate O-acyltransferase. Gene Ontology annotation, biological process: lipid homeostasis; phosphatidic acid biosynthetic process. The coding region runs from base 200 to 1447 and encodes 415 amino acids. Lineage: Eukaryota; Viridiplantae; Streptophyta; Magnoliopsida; Apiales; Apiaceae. The transcript is spliced from 9 exons. The record is from RefSeq and is a predicted model, not a curated record. Gene Ontology annotation, molecular function: A2-type glycerophospholipase activity; lysophosphatidic acid acyltransferase activity.